AUGUGUAUUUCAGCUCGAUUAUUUGAACAUACUGCAUUGGAUGGAUGUAAUACUGAAAUUGCAAGGUCUCAUAUGUUGCAACGUACACGUCAACCGACCAAAUGCGCCCAUUGCGAAACACUUUCAUUGCUAUCAACGAUUCAAUGCUCGAAAUGUGGUAUGACAUGGCAUAAAUCAUGUUUAUCACGUAUUACCGUUCGAUGUGAUCAGAAUCCAAAAAGUUUUUCUGAUUUAUCUCGACGUACCAGUGUAUUUGGUGUACCUUUAUCCAGUCAAUUAAAUGAGCCUUCCCGAUUGAUUCCAAUUGUUUUGGAGCGUUGUGUUGAUGAGCUUCAAAAACGUGGAUUAAAAGUGAAGGGGAUUUAUCGUACUUGUGGUGUGAAGAGUAAAAUUGAGCAAAUUUGUGAAGAUUUUGAACGAGCAAAUAAUGGUAGUGAAGUGGAUUUAAGUAGCUAUCAUCCGAUGAAUAUUGCUUCCGUUGUUAAGCUUUAUCUGAGAAAAUUGCCGGAACCGUUACUGACGCAUGAGUUAUACGAUGAGUGGAUAGCAUUUGCUGAGAAAAAUUUAGUUGAAGAAGAUGUAGAAAUUGUUGAUUGUAUCAGAUCAUUGAUGAAAAGAUUACCAGCAAAAAAUAUGGAUACAUUGAGAUUCCUAUUGCUUCAUUUAAAACGAGUCACCUGGUUUGAAAUGGAUAAUUUAAUGACAGCAUCAAAUUUGGGUGCGGUAAUAACGCCAUCGAUGAUUUGGAAGCAUCCAUCACCAUCGUCCAUCACCAACAAUAAUUCCUUUCUUUCUAAUGCCCACUUGAUGAGUAAGGCGGUUGAAUUAAUCAUCAAAUAUGCUUUCGAGGUGUUCAAUGUUGACAUCAUUGAGGACAGGCGAAUCUUUUUUCAACAAUAUCCGGAUGCCAUUGAUUCACAUUCUGUAGAUCCGGAAUUAGAUGAUCGAUUAUGCGAAGGAAUAGUGGAUGAAGAUUUACUUGAAGAUGAAACUGAUGCAGUUUGUUCUACUUUCCUACCACAACCACCAACUCCGGAUUUAUUAAAAAAUACUUCUCGUAACAAAAAUGAAGCCUAUUCAAUAAAUGAAGAUGUCGAUUUGGAUAGUCCUUCGGGAUCAACACGUGCCAGUGGAUCAAGUCAAUCUGGUGGACUAUCUGGAAGAACUUACUCAGAUCGGAUAAGGGAUGUCAUAGGGAAAGAUAAUAGGGAUACCGCUGGUAAUGCAACACGUUCACGCAAUAGAAUUGAUAAAAAACGCAGUUAUACGACAUCAAUACUAGUAUCACCCCAUCCGGAUCGGAAACUAGUUUCGCCCCAAAGACAGCAUUCAGCAGAGGGCAGCAAUCCGUUUAGCAUUUCUUCCGGUGAUGUGAUUGUUGAAGUUGGUAAGGAUCAGUUUUGCUUACCGAGUGUUGAUGAUUGUAAAUCGACAGAAGAAGAGCAAUUGUUGCUAAUGGGUCUUUGUAACCGAUUGAAUACCGUUGGAAAAGAAUUGAAAAAUAGUCAUGUAACGGUAGAUUCAGAACCAAAUACGUGUACCAGUAAUCCGUCUAUUCAUUCUGAUGGAACAGCGCUUUUUCAUGGUGCUGAUGUGAGUUAUAUCUGA
This is a messenger RNA of Cercopithifilaria johnstoni, 1608 nucleotides long. Lineage: Eukaryota; Metazoa; Nematoda; Chromadorea; Rhabditida; Onchocercidae. The record is from the annotation of a GenBank genome assembly.